CCCCUGCGCCCGCCAUCGGCAUAUCAUCGAGCUCGUCCAUAGUUCGUGACUCGAAUUGGACUGGAAUUAGACUCGACUUUCUCGGAGUUGUUGCUGGAUUUCGCUGAAAUUGCAGCCGGAAUUUGAGGGGUGGAGAAGUUUGGAGCAGAGAGAGAGAGAGAGAGAGAGGAGGGUUGGUGAAUUAGCGGGGAGAUCGAGAAGGGAGGCGGCCUCAAUGGCCGCCGUGGCCAAUCUGUCUUCGUUCACGCUAGGAAGCUUGCUGCAGCAGCAGCCGAGUGGUAGCAGUGGAGGAGGGAAGGCAUCGACGCAGAUUAAUCCUUCUACGCAAUUCCCACUGCUUUCUCCUGUGUUCACCUGCUGCAGAGCCAGUCUUAAUUACAGGAGGAAUAGUUUUGUUCAGGGUGGUCACAAAGUACUGUUCAUGAUCCAGAAGCUGUCGAGUGCGUGUAACUGCCAUGGGAGGCUCCAGCAUUUUGUUUGCAACUCCGUCGAUGAAAGCUCGGAAAGCGCUGCCUCCCAGGUGAAUAGCGAUGCGCAGAGAGCAGAAGAGCAACCUUAUGGCAUUCCUGAAAAAAGGGUUCCAGAACAUUGGGGUGUGGUUGGGCUAGGCCAAGCUAUGGUUGACUUCUCAGGUAUUAUAGGUGAUGAUUUUUUGAAAGAAUUAGGGCUAGUCAAAGGCACCCGGAAGGUAGUUAACCAUGAAGAAAGAGGUAAAGUGCUACGCGCUCUUGAUGGUCGCAACUACAAGCUUUCUGCAGGAGGGUCUCUUUCCAACACCCUGGUUGCAUUGGCUAGGUUGGGUGUGGCCAGCAGUCACAACUCUGCCCAAAACGUUGCAAUGACCGGCAGUGUUGGUAGUGAUGCUCUGGGCGAUUUUUACAGAACAAAACUGCUGCGUGCCAAUGUACAUUUCUUGUCCCAGCCAGUUGUAGGUGGUACGACAGGCACUGUUAUUGUGCUCACCACGCCUGAUGCGCAGCGUACUAUGCUUUCAUACCAGGGAAUGUCCUCUAUUGUGAACUUCGAUUCGGUGCUGGCAGACGCCAUUGCUAAAUCUCGAGUGUUAGUAGUUGAAGGUUACUUGUGGGAAAUUAAUCAGACCAUUGAAGCUAUUGCUCAAGCUUGCGAGACUGCUCGUCAGCAAGGGGUACUAGUGGCAUUAACUGCUAGUGAUGUCUCUUGCGUAACUCGGCACCGGCAACAAUUUUGGGAUGUUAUGUGCCAAAGCUCGGACAUACUGUUUGCUAAUGCCGAUGAAGCUCGAGCUCUCUGUGCCCUUGGAAAUGAUUGUACACCAGAACAAGCUACCAAGCAUCUGAAUCAGUUUUGCUCAUUGGUUUCUGUCACUGAUGGGGCCCGUGGUUCCUACAUUGGAUUGAGAGGUGAAGUGUUUUUUAUUCCACCUGCACCCUGUGUCCCAGUGGAUACCUGUGGUGCGGGAGAUGCUUAUGCUGCAGGUAUACUCUAUGGACUGCUUCGAGGAAUGCCAGACGUUAGGGGAAUGGGUGAUUUGGCAGCUCGUGUUGCGGCUGUUGUGGUGGGUCAACAGGGAGCACGACUUAAAGAAGAAGCUGCUCUAGAACUUGCUGAAUCUGUGAACAGUUUUUCAGAUGCUUUGGAUAAUCGAAUAACGGUGCUUAUGGGAAUGAAAGACGAAGUGAAAUCUCAGAAAACCUCGAAUGUAUGAGCAGAAGUUUGAUUCGGCGAUAUAUAUUUCUGGUAAGGCUUUGCUAGACUUCACCGUCUCACUUGAAGAUAUCACUUUACUCAUGACUUGUCCAUACCUGGCGAAGAUUAUUUUGAGAUUUGCGUCAACCAUUUGGGCAGCCAGUCUGAAAUGUCAGCACGUUGACAUCUGAUCCUAAGGAAUUUGGCGAAAACUUCCGCGAAGACGGAGUCAUCAUGAUCUAAAUUCAUACGAACUGUGGAGCCGAAGAUUAAGAUGUGUAAAGAUAUGGAAUUGCACCUGAUGCCUGUGGCUCGGCAUGAUCGAUAGGGACUGAGAUGAGUAAAGAUCUGAGUUUUAGGAUAAGUCUUGAAACGCAUCCUUUCAACAUACAUUCCUGGGUCCCCAGACCAUCUACAUUCAUAUCAAAAACAUUUACAGAAAUUAAUUUAACAUUGAAACAUUGAUCCUGGAAAACUGACAUAUUGUAUUGCAAGUCUAGCCAUGUCUCAGUGCACCUGAAUAUUUUUAAAAGAAACUUUUUCGGCUCU
Physcomitrium patens is the source of this 2217-nucleotide messenger RNA. RefSeq lists its product as uncharacterized. Lineage: Eukaryota; Viridiplantae; Streptophyta; Bryopsida; Funariales; Funariaceae. The record is from RefSeq and is a predicted model, not a curated record. Gene Ontology annotation, molecular function: kinase activity.